Molecule: messenger RNA, 1356 nt
Organism: Liolophura sinensis
Lineage: Eukaryota; Metazoa; Mollusca; Polyplacophora; Chitonida; Chitonidae
Product: sodium-dependent glucose transporter 1C-like
Exons: 3
Coding region: 1-1356 (451 amino acids)
Molecular function (GO): D-glucose transmembrane transporter activity
Source: RefSeq, a predicted model, not a curated record
AUGGAGUCAGACGAGUUAGUAACGAAAAAAGAGGGUUCCAAAGAUAAGGAAGCGCCACAGAAGGCAUCUUAUGCUUACAAACUGUUUCAGACAGCAAACCUGGGAAUCGGACAAUUCAUCACGGGCAUCGCGGUUGGACUGGGCGGGACAACUUAUUUGGACUUACUGCAAAUAACAGGUUCGGAUGUACAGAAUGGGUCCUUGAUAUUCACGGCUGCUGGUGUCGGUGGGAUCGUCGGAUCAGUUGCUUCCGGUCCACUCUUCAAAAAGUUCCCUCUUGAAGCAAUGUUUGCGGUUUCCUUACUCUUUACAGGGCUCCUCACCGCUGUCACUCCCUGGAUGCCAGAUUUAGUCUACUUGAUCACAGUCACUUUAGCAGGAUGGAUAGGAAUUGCCUUAAUAGAGGCGGCUUUACCUCUGCUGGUCACUGGAUUGUGGAAAAGCAAAGAUGCCUCCUUCACCCAUGCUUUGUAUCUGUGCUAUGCUGUAGGUGGAAUAGUUGGUCCAGUUCUAGCAGAACCUUUCUUGUCUACAACGACCACGCUGUCAGGGUCAUCACUCAACACAUCUAACUCUAUUGGUAACUCCACCAUAGCACUAUCAGAAACUCGAAUACAAGUACCGUUCUUCAUUGUCGGGCUGACUUAUGAGAUUAUUGCCGUUGUUUGGUUCGGGAUUUACGUGAAAAAUCGAAACACACCCAAGACUUAUGACGAGGACGAAUACGAAUCAAUGGACAAGAGCGACAACGUUUCGCAAAAGCAGCAGCUUGUCGUGCUUUUCCUUAUCGGGCUAUUCUUCACGUUGUAUGAUGGUAUCGAAAACUGCUUCCACGACUUCUUGAUGACUUUCUUAGUGAAGGCGUUUGGGUGGACAAAAUCUAAUGGAGCAUGGGCGCUAACUGUGUUUUGGUGUGGUUAUACAGGUUGUAAAGUCUGCGGUGUCGGCCUGGCAAAAGUUAUCUCCCCAGGUACAUUGAUGUUGAUAUGCUUAGCCGGAAUGAACAUAUGCCUGUCGUUAUGGAUCGCAUUCUGCAAUGUGUACAGCGCUAUCUCAUGGCCCAUGAUUGCUCUGAUAGGUUCGUUUAUGUCAGUGGUUUUCCCUGCGGGAAUUUCCUUUACUAAUUCUUAUCAGUCUGGAAUAUCCAGCAAAAUGAUGGCAUGGAUUAUGACUUGUGCUGAUAUUGGUAAUACUCUGAAUCCCAUAUUGGUGGGCUAUUUAAUGCAGAACGCUUCUCCCAUGACUUUCCUUUAUGUUUUGAUUGCUGAAACGGCUGCAUGUCUCUGUGUAAUGUUGGUGGUAGCUGGUAUUGUCUUCAUGCCAAAAGUUCGUUCAUACACUCAGGAAAAGAUGUAA